Tremella mesenterica DSM 1558 is the source of this 1573-nucleotide messenger RNA. RefSeq lists its product as uncharacterized. NCBI's taxonomy places the organism in Eukaryota, Fungi, Basidiomycota, Tremellomycetes, Tremellales, Tremellaceae. The transcript is spliced from 6 exons. Gene Ontology annotation, biological process: positive regulation of mitochondrial translation. The coding region runs from base 1 to 1497 and encodes 498 amino acids. The record is from RefSeq and is a predicted model, not a curated record.
AUGUGGAAACGUAACAUUACUCGACUUUCUACCUUCCGAACUCACGGCAUUCCACCUUGCACCCGAUGUCUCCGUUUACUUCCCUUUCCCUCAUCCCCAUCUCUUCUUCCCUCUCCCAUUCCAUCCUUACGAUACGUAUCUACCAACCCUCGUGAGUCUGAUCGUCCGAGUACGUCCACCUCCAACAAUUCUCAACUCACCCCAACGAGUCAACCCAAACCCAAGUCCAAACCUCCUUCUCACAAACCACCCAAAAGACGACUCGAAGCUGCCUCUCAACCUCUGCGAAAUGCCCCUUCACAUACCCGAGGCCCGGUAUUACAAUGUAUAGCACAUACGACUGCUGAAAGAUAUGACCUCGUCUCUCUCGGUCUCACCCUACGAUCAUUAGGUGUGAGAUGGGAUGAAGUGCCCGAGGGGGAUAGAGAGAGGGCUGUCGUUAUUGGUCCUUGGAAAGGUCGAGGAGGGGCAGAAAGAUUAAUCUCAGGAAAAGACGUCAGGGGAAGUAAGAACACAUCAACUUUUCUGAAAGAGAAAAGGAUGGAAUUGGAAGAAGAGCAAGAGGAGGAAAGAGAUUUUGGUUUCGAAUAUGGGGAAAGAGGAGAGAUUUGGGUUUUUGGUUCUGGUAGUUUUGUCACUUGGGGUUUGACAGAAGAGGAGGGUAGGGCGUUUUUGAGAGAGGUGAUUAGACGGAAAGGGUCAGGAGUUGAAGUGGAUAGAUUAGAAGCGAAGGAAUAUGAAGUGGAAGAGGUUGAUUUCGUUGUGGAUCCUACUGCAACAACCCACAUAAUGGGCAACUUGAUCCUUCUUGGUCGACCACCAGUCCUCUCCACAUUUCCCCCGUCACCUUCCCUCUCCUCUCUACUUGCCCGAUACACACUCUCCCUAUCUCUCUCGCGCUCUUCUUCAUUGUCUGUACUGGAGGACAGACUCGAUACCCACAUAGCGAGCGUCUCGACUCUGCCACGCGCGCUAUCUGUCUCGGGUGCUCAGCCUCUGAGACGAAGAGAGGUGAUUAGGAAACUGGGAGAGUUGAUGACACUUCGGAUGGCUGUCAAUACUCGUGGUGGAGGGUUGGAGGAGACCCCGGAAUUUUAUUGGUCAGAACCCGAGCUAGAAGCCUACUUUGACUCGAUCGCUUCCGAAUUUGAGAUAAAAGAACGUAUAGACGCGAUCAAUAAAAAGAUAGAUUAUGCUCAAGAAGUACAAUCAACACUGCGAGCUUUACUUACCGAAGCGUCGGCACAUAGGAUGGAAGUAAUCAUUAUUCUUCUUAUCGCUGUGGAAGUUGUCAUUGUCUUGAUUCGUGAAGGUCCCGAAUUAUCACAUAAUAUCCUUCAACCCAUACUCCAGUCGAUAAAUAACUGGCGGUUCGGUUCUACCGAAGUUCAGUCGGAGAUUUCCCCAAACUCGAUACAAAUGGAUAGAGGAGAUUAUAGAGACACAUCAUUAUCGUUGUCUCCUCCUGUGGGAUCUGAUCAUACUCGGCUGGUUUGACGCUUCGUACUUUCUUUCCUCGUCGUACGGAUCUAAGUGGUUUCAGAAGUCUAAUAUGUCAUGCAAACACUCUUCA